Molecule: messenger RNA, 867 nt
Organism: Seminavis robusta
Lineage: Eukaryota; Bacillariophyta; Bacillariophyceae; Naviculales; Naviculaceae
Source: the annotation of a GenBank genome assembly
AUGCCUUCCGGUGAUGCCGCGCAUUCGCGCAAAUCGAAAUUGACCGUGGCUUCGGGGGGUGCCGAUCCAGCGGCGGCGACAGCAAGACAUCAUCACCACCACCAUCAUCCAUCGCAACACAGUAGUGGUAGCAAUAAUGCCGUGAAUCGCCCGAUGCAAUAUCUGGCUCGUUUGACGGAUUUUCGACAAAUGGACAUUCAAUCGGCAUUGGAUCAAAUGAAGACCCUCUUGACGUCACGUCCGCAUGUGGUCUACAAGACGAGUUAUUAUCGCAAGCAAACCAAGAAUCACUGGGCACGAGACGAUCCUGCCUUUGUGGCGCUCCAGGGCAUCUUUUUGAUCAUUGCCUGUAUUGCCUAUGCAGUGGCUUUUAAGGCGACCAUUACGGGAGGAAUCUCCUUUUUGCUCUAUUCGGUCCUUUGGAAUUGGCUGGGAGCCGGAUUCUUAAUUGCCACUAUUGGAAGAGAAAUCGCCAAUCGACACUUGACCGUACACAGCUCGUCCAGUCAUGUCAAACAAUCCGUCGAAUGGCUAUAUGCCUUUGAUAUUCAUUGCAAUGCUUUCUUUCCGCUAUUUGUCGUAUUAUACGCCGUUCAGUUUUUCAUGCUCCCUGUGGUGUUGGGAAGCCAUUUCAUGGCCAUGGUGUUGGGAAAUACCAUGUACGCCGCGGCCCUGUCAUGGUAUUGGUAUGUCACCCAUUUGGGAUACAGAACGCUACCCUUUCUAUCCAAUACCGAAGUCUUUUUAUUCCCCAUUGCGGCCAUUGUUGUGGUGUAUGUGUUGAAUUUGAUACUGCACCCGUUUGGUUUUAGUUGGAAUACAUCCAUUCUCAUGGCACGAUUCUACUUUGGAUCUUAUCUCAUGUAA